GAGCUACGUUCAACUCUACAGCUAUUACACUCUCGUCACGGUCUUCACCGUUAGGCAAUAAGCCCCGCGAUAACCGGACGUGGAGGUGGGCGCAUUUGAUUCGCGGAGGACUUCCGCCAUUCGCCAACUGUACAACAAACAAAGAGAACUGGACAUGCAUUGGUCAGCGUGCACCGGUCGACGGGAAGGAAGGUCAGCCAGACCUAUUCUCCAGACAAAACUCUUUCGCGCCCCAAGCACACAAUCAUGGACUCCCCUCUCCCUUGCCAUAUUUGUGACCGCAUGCGAACGCGUAAUCCUCGGAAGCAUGGAGGGCUUGUGACCGAAGGCGAGGUACAGACCUGUCUCCUUUGCAACCGAGACUUUUGUGCGACCCACAAAGGCAAAUUCGACGGUAUUUGCGAGAUAAACCACGCCUCGUACUUCUGGAAUCAUCAAGAACUUCGUGGUAUCUAUCCGUCACUGGAGGCGAGACAGAAGGCCCUGGAGGAGAUGCAAAAGGUCCUGGAGGAGGCACAAAGCCAUGGAAUCGGACGUGGUUCAGACACGUCACUUUGAAUGAUGGGAUAACUUCUCUUUCCCAUGGUAUCCCACGGAAACUGUAAUCAGGGGUAGAUAGGCGCUCCGCAUGUCGUUGACUGCUUUCGAUCAGCGUGCUCAUGGACCCAUUGCUGCUCCCUGCUUGUAGGCGACAGCCCUUACUACAUAAGUAGUCUCCAGGGUUUUUCUCUACGUAUGUAGCCCAACCGCAUGUGCGCUCUUACUGUAUGAGCUAGAUAUAAGCUUGUGAAACUCUUU
This is a messenger RNA of Westerdykella ornata, 798 nucleotides long. RefSeq lists its product as uncharacterized. The record is from RefSeq and is a predicted model, not a curated record. The coding region runs from base 247 to 558 and encodes 103 amino acids. NCBI's taxonomy places the organism in Eukaryota, Fungi, Ascomycota, Dothideomycetes, Pleosporales, Sporormiaceae. The transcript is spliced from 2 exons.